Molecule: messenger RNA, 1524 nt
Organism: Musca vetustissima
Lineage: Eukaryota; Metazoa; Arthropoda; Insecta; Diptera; Muscidae
Product: UDP-GalNAc:beta-1,3-N-acetylgalactosaminyltransferase 1-like
Exons: 2
Coding region: 1-1524 (507 amino acids)
Cellular component (GO): membrane
Molecular function (GO): hexosyltransferase activity
Source: RefSeq, a predicted model, not a curated record
AUGUUCGAGAAACCGCCCAUUUGGGUUAUAGUUGUGGGCCUAAAUGUCUGCAUUUUGAUAUGGUUGAUCACAGUCCAGGAGCCGGUUAUGUAUGAUGCCUCUACAGCCAUUAUAACCAGUGGCAGCAUCAACAAUAAUAACAACAACAGAAAUAGUUUACAACAACUAAAUGAUGUGGCAGCACCACCAGCAUUUCAACAACGUGUGGGACGUAAUGAUCGUGAUAUAGCUCCACUGUUUUCCGGCAGACAUUUGUCAUUUAGUGAUGUGAAUGGCUCCAGUACGUUUCCAACUACCCUAAAUUGGAAUAUCAGCAGCAGUAGCAGUAGCAACAGCAAUAACAUUAGCCAAAUAACUCGUUCCGAGGAAAUCGUACAGAGUACCACCACUGUUACUGACCUGCUAGCGAAUAUACAUUCAUUAACAUCUAGUCUGGGAACGGGAGUUCUCGAAACGAUACAAAGACCAACACCAUCAUGGAUAAAAAUGACUGCUGUUUCAUCAGCACUGCCGGAAGAAGACUUCAAUCAUUUGAUAGAUUUACAUGACUUCCAUUAUCUUGUGCCUCAACCGGUGUGCAGCUCGAAUGUGGAGGCCCUAAUACUGGUGCACUCGGCACCACGCAAUCAACCGAAACGGCAAAUAAUACGCGAAACAUGGGCUAGCAUUGGUCGUCAUAUGGUCGAUUCACCCAUCCGGGUGUUAUUUCUUUUGGGUGCUGUCGCGGAGGAUUCUCUACAGCAUGAGGUUAUGAAGGAGAACAGCGACUAUGCUGAUAUCAUUCAAGGUUCAUUCAUGGAUGAUUAUCGCAAUAUGACCUACAAACAUGUCAUGGCCUUUAAAUGGUUCCUUUACAAUUGUCCCGAUGCCCAGAUAUUAAUCAAAGUGGACGAUGAUGUCUAUGUAAAUACGCCGCAACUAAUUAAAUAUCUGAAGGCCGAACAGCUCUUUCAUCGACCACAAAAUUUACUGUUCUGCCAGAAGAUUACCGGGUCAUUGGUUAAACGUUCCUAUCGUUCCAAGUGGCGUGUCAGCUUCAAAGAAUAUUCAGAGCGUUAUUAUCCACCGUAUUGUCCCGGCUAUGCCAUCAUCUACUCGCCGGAUGUGGUCUUUCGCCUGUACAAUGCCGCUCAGAAUUUCAAAUAUUUUUGGAUUGAUGAUGUCCACAUAACCGGUGUUCUGGCCCAACAAACCAACACAACAAUAACCACCUCAUCACAUUAUGUUCUCUACAGUGACGAAUGUGAACGUCUAUUGACGGGCAAGACUGAUCUCCAAGAUACGGAAUUUCUGUUCGCUUGGCAUAGUAUAUCGGCUCAGCAAAUCAAAGCGAUUUGGCAUCUGCAAAUGAUGUCGCUCGCCUCACCCGACGAUCUGAUCUACAGCAGAAGUACGAAUCACAACAGCAACAACAGAAGAAAGAAAUCAAGACGACGCCAGGGCUCAAGCUUCAAGAAUGCCAGAUUAGCAUACAACAUCACUACCAACAACAAUUUACUAACAACAUCGGAUGGCUUCAGAUAG